This is a messenger RNA of Grammomys surdaster, 2394 nucleotides long. Its product is annotated as protocadherin beta-14. The coding region runs from base 1 to 2394 and encodes 797 amino acids. The record is from RefSeq and is a predicted model, not a curated record. Gene Ontology annotation, biological process: homophilic cell-cell adhesion. Gene Ontology annotation, cellular component: plasma membrane. Lineage: Eukaryota; Metazoa; Chordata; Mammalia; Rodentia; Muridae. Gene Ontology annotation, molecular function: calcium ion binding. The transcript has a single exon.
AUGGAGACAUCACUCCACAAGGCACCACAGAAAAGGCAAGUGACCGCCAUUAUCUUUCUGUUACUACUGUGGGAGGCAGGCAGUGCGACCAUUAAGUAUUCUGUUCUAGAGGAGACAGACAGGGGCUCUUUGGUGGGGAACCUAGCAAAAGAUUUAGGGCUGAGUUUAAGGGAGUUGGUCAUCAGGGGUGCCCAGAUUCUUUCCAAAGGGAACAAACAGCUCCUGCAGCUGGAGCAGAAGACUGGAAAUUUGCUCCUGAAAGAAAAAUUGGAUCGAGAGGAGUUAUGUGGUAGCACCACCCCGUGCAUCCUACAUUUCCAGGUGUUACUAAAAAGUCCAGUGCAAUUUAUUCAGGGGGAAAUACAGCUUGAAGAUGUAAACGAUCAUGCCCCAGAAUUCAUGGAAGAUGAGAUUCUCCUUAAAAUCGUGGAAAGCAGCCAUCCAGGUGCCGUGUUUCCAUUGAAAAUAGCUCAAGAUUUGGACAUAGGUAGCAACACAGUUCAGAACUAUACAGUCAGCACCAACGCCCAUUUUCACCUUCUCACCCGCAAUCACAGCGACGGCAGGAAAUAUCCAGAGCUGGUGCUAGACAAAGCACUGGACCGGGAGGAGCAGGCACAGAUUAGAUUAACACUCACUGCUCUGGACAGUGGGACACCUCCCAAAACUGGGACUACUCAGGUUGUCAUUGUGGUCCUGGACAUUAAUGACAAUGUCCCUGAAUUUGCCCAAGGGCUCUAUGAGGUGCAGGUUCAAGAGAACAGCCCCGUGGGCUCCCUUGUCAUCACUGUAUCCGCAAGAGAUUUAGAUGCUGGGACACACGGAGAGCUCUCCUAUUCCCUUUUUCAAUCUUCAAAUCAAGUUCUUCGGGCUUUUGAAAUAAAUGGAGACACCGGAGAAAUUAGAGUAAGAAAACUGUUAGACUUUGAGGAAAUUCAGUCUUACCGCAUGGAAAUCGAGGCCUCUGAUGGAGGAGGCCUUUCAGGAAAAUGCACAGUAGUAAUAGACGUAACGGAUGUAAAUGACAACGCUCCUGAAAUCACUAUGUCAUUACUCAUCAGUGAUAUUCCAGAAAACGCCCCUGAAACUGUAGUCGCGAUUUUUGGAAUUUCAGAUCCAGACUCUGGAGACAAUGGAAAAAUGGUGUGCUUCAUCCAAGACCAUCUUCCCUUCCUCUUGAAACCUAAUGAAGAAAACUUCUACACGUUGGUAACUGAAAGGGCACUGGACAGAGAGAGCAGAGCUGACUACAACAUCACCAUCACAGUCACGGACCUGGGCACACCCAGGCUCACAACCCAGCACACCAUAACAGUGCAGGUCUCUGACGUCAACGACAAUGCUCCUGCCUUCACCCAAACCUCAUACACUAUGUUUGUCCGAGAAAACAACAGCCCCGCCCUGCACAUAGGCACCGUCAAUGCCACAGACUCAGACUCAGGCUCCAAUGCCCACAUCACCUACUCGCUGCUGCCGCCCCAAGAUCCACAGCUGUCCCUUGACUCGGUCAUCUCCAUCAACGCAGACAAUGGACAGCUGUUCGCGCUCAGGGCUCUGGACUAUGAGAUCCUGCAGGCCUUCGAGUUCCGCGUGGGCGCCACGGACCGAGGCUCUCCGGCUCUCAGCAGCCAGGCUCUGGUGCGGGUGGUGGUGCUGGAUGACAAUGACAAUGCACCCUUCGUGCUCUACCCACUGCAGAAUGCCUCUGCGCCCUGCACAGAGCUGCUGCCCAGGGCUGCGGAGCCUGGAUAUCUGGUCACCAAGGUGGUGGCCGUGGAUCGCGACUCUGGUCAGAAUGCCUGGCUGUCAUUCCAGCUACUCAAGGCUACGGAGCCCGGGCUGUUCAGCGUGUGGGCGCACAAUGGUGAGGUGCGCACCACCAGGCUGCUGAGCGAGCGCGAUGUGCCCAAGCACAGGCUGGUGCUGCUGGUCAAGGACAAUGGCGAUCCUCCGCGCUCUGCCAGUGUCACUCUGCACGUGCUGCUGGUGGAUGGCUUCUCUCAGCCCUACCUGUCUCUGCCAGAGGAGGCGCACGACCCUGCACAAGAAGAAGAUUCACUAACACUCUACCUGGUCAUCACCUUGGCCUCUGUGUCUUCUCUCUUCCUCUUGUCUGUGCUGAUGUUCGUGGGGGUGAGGCUAUGCAGGAAGGCCAGGGAGGCUUCUCUGGGUGGCUGCUCUGUGCCUGAGGGCCACUUUCCUGGUCACCUGGUAGAUGUCAGCGGUACAGGGACCCUGUCCCAGAGCUACCAAUAUGAGGUGUGUCUGACGGGAGGUACUGGAACAAAUGAGUUUAAAUUUCUUAAGCCAGUACUUCCCAACUUCUUGAAUGAAGGAGGUUACAGGAACACGGAAGAGAACUCCAAUUUUAGGGAUUGUUUGGGGUUUAGCUAA